Messenger RNA from Hemibagrus wyckioides, 3717 nucleotides. Its product is annotated as NLR family CARD domain-containing protein 3-like. The coding region runs from base 605 to 1570 and encodes 321 amino acids. Lineage: Eukaryota; Metazoa; Chordata; Actinopteri; Siluriformes; Bagridae. The transcript has 2 exons. The record is from RefSeq and is a predicted model, not a curated record.
UUGAAUUUAAGUUGUUUUUUCAAGCGAGUGAAAGGACACAGUAAUGUCAUUGGUUGCACCCACUUUACGUCUCCGACAUAAUGCGUGGAACUGUUUUGAUUGGACACUUUACAAAAACAACCUUCCCCAUUCGAUGCUUUCCACGACACCCCACCCACCCCUGUCAAUGAAUUGUUUGUAUUUAUUCUGGCGGAAAAUAUAAUACUGGACUUGUUGCCUGUCAUCAUGGAAGGGCAUUUGAGGUUGUCUGUGUAUCUUUUGAGAAGAAAGAGAGCCCGGCAGUUUUGUGAUAACUGUAACAAUAUUGUUUCACAUGCCAAUUUUUAUCAUCACAAAAAAAUGUUUUUUCAUAAUGGAGUUUGGAUCAAAGAUGCUACAACCCAAGACAAGUCAAGAGUGGAAAAAAAAUAUUGAGUUAGAAGAUUGAUCCAUCAGAAGUGGAAAUUGCAUGGGAUGUCCCCUUAGAGAACUUUAGCAGCCUAGAAAAAGGAAAUCUGUGCAUGCCUGAGGAAGACAUGCAUUUCAGUGAAAAUCCAGACUCACCAGAAGGACUGCUUACUUCACCAUCAGUUUCUGAUGAUAUGUAUGGCACAUGGGAUGAUUCAUGUGCCACAUCCCAGUCUUCUGCUGGAUCUCAGCCACUGUUCUAGAGAGAAUGUUGGGUGAAGCAGAGAGUGGAGAGAUCCCCAAGACUCUGACUCAAAUGUUUACACACUUCCUGAUCUUUCAGAUUAAACACAAGGAUGAAAAGUACCAUCAGAAACAUGACCCUGAUCCUCAGCAGACCAGAGAGAGUAUCCUGGCACUGGGGAAACUGGCUUUCCAGCAGCUGGAGAAAGGAAACCUGAUCUUCUAUGAGGAAGACCUGAGAGAGUGUGGCAUUGAUGUCAGAGAAGUGUCAGUGUACUCAGGAGUGUGUACCCAGAUCUUCAGAGAGGAGUUUGGGCUUCACCUGGGGAAGGUGUUCAGCUUUGUACAUCUGAGUGUUCAGGAGUUUCUGGCUGCUUUAUACGUGUUUUUCUGCUUUAAAUUUAGAGAGACAAAUGUGCUUGUGGAGCAAAGCACUGGACUUUUUAAUUUCUUCAGAAAUCCAAACAUGUCUGAUCUCCUCAGGAGUGCAGUGGACAAGGCCUUACAGAGUGAGAAUGGACACCUGGAUCUGUUCCUCCGCCUCCUUCUGGGUCUCUCACUGGAGUCCAAUCAGACUCUCUUACGAGACUUAAUGCCACAGACAGGAAGUAGUUCUCACAGCAAACAGGAAACAGUGGAGUACAUCAAGGAGAAGAUCAGGGAGAAUCCAUCUCCAGAGAAAUCCAUCAAUCUGUUCCACUGUCUGAAUGAACUGAAUGAUCAUUCUCUAGUGCAGGAAGUACUGACUUACAUGAACAGAAAAAAAUACUUUUGUCUCAGUGGAUCCAGACUCUCUCCUGCUCAGUGGUCAACUCUGGUGUUUGUGUUACUGACCUCAGAACAGGAGCUGGAUGUGUUUAAUUUGAGUAUAUAUGAUCCAUCAGAUGAAUGUCUUCUGAGACUGCUGCCAGUGGUCAAAGCCUCCAGAAAAGCUGAGUGAGUAUUUUUAUUUAUAAAUGUAUUACUGCAUGGUUUGUUAUUUUAAUGUAACACUGAACUGCACUGUUUGGAUUAAUGCUUGUUAAUAGUUCCUCUAAUCCUCUUUAAACAAACCUCUGGUACUUUUACAGAAGAUUGUUUCACUUUUUACACUAACACGUCAUGUCUGCACUGAGGGCUGGGACAAAUGGACAAAAUUUUAUGGAUUAGGAUAUAUGUAAUGAUUGGCCAGAGGUGUAUGGUGUAUCCAUUUGCGGUUUAUUAGAAGCAACAUCAGGCAGAAUCGAAGUCAAAAACAAAUGCGGGUCAAAACCGGAAAAAAACACUGAAGUGAGGAAAACAAAACCGAAAGCGCAAAACGAAGUGAGAAGACAAAAAAGGCAGGCACAAUCAUACACAGAAAUACUUAUCAGAGACGACGCAAGAUCAGAAGUCGGGAACCAGGCAAGAAUCAUACACAAAACUUAACAAUAGCAAUGAAUGCUCAGUAUGUCAUAGGAGGAUGAUAUUACGUGACAGUCAUUGUGUGAGUGCGGUUUAUAUGUCCAUGGGAAACAGGAAGUGAAUCACAUGAAUAAUUAGUUUUCUGGGGAAGGUUCUCUUUGAUGUACAAGUUCAUGUUGGGAUGUUACAGCACCCCCCCCUCUAGGAACACCUCCCAGUGUUCUAUGACGUGGUCUACCCUGAGGGUGGGGGCAGGGUGGCCUGGGUGUGCCAAAUGGAAGUCCACCAUCAAGGAGGGGUCAAGGAUGUCAGUAGAGUCCACCCAAGAGCAAUCUUCUGGGCCGUAGCCCUCCCAGUCAACCAGGUACUGGAGGCAGUUUUGGACACGCCUAGAGUUCAGAAGGGCGCGCACCCUAUAGGCUGGAGCCCCAUCUAUGUCCAGCAGGGGUGGGGAAUCACCAAGAGUGGAGGCGUUCGAUGGGGAUCAUGGGCGGGCUUGAGAUGGGAGACGUGAAUGGUGGGGGAGAUGAGGUAUGUGGGCGGGAGCCGAAUGUGAUAUGAAACCAGGUUGACCUGGCGGAUGAUGGUGAAGGGGCCAAUGAACCUCGGGCUCAGCUUACGGCAUGGGAGCCAGAGCUUUAAGUUGCGAGUUGGUAGCCAGAGUAGUUGCCACACCCUGUAGGCGGGGUGCGGGCGGCUGCAAUUAGCCAUAGCUCUCUGUCUCCUGACGUCCCAUUGCAGAUGGACAUGAGCCCUCUCCCAAACUUCCUGGCUGCGUCUCGACCACUCCUCAAUGGCCGGGAUGGAGGAGGGCUCCCCAGACCAGGGAAAUAAUGGCGGUUGGUAGCCCAGGACACAUUGAAACAGUGUGAGCACUGUGGAUGAGUGGGUGAGUGAGUUCUGGGCAUACUCAGCCCAGGGGAGGAACUCGCUCCAGCAUUGUUGUUCAUGGCUGCAAUAGGAGUGAAGGAACCACCCAGUUACUUGAUUUAGUCUCUCUGCUUGACCAUUUGACUGUGGAUGAUAUCCUGAGCUCAAACUCACAUUGAUGCCUAACUGUGUACAGAAAGCCCGUCAGACGUGGGAUGUGAACUGAGAGCCCCGGUCAGAUACAAUGUCCUCUGGUAAUCCAUAGUUGCGGAAAACCUGGUGGAACAGUGCGGUUGCCGUUUCCAUGGCAGUGGGUAAUCCCUUGAGGGGAACCAUCUUACAUGCUUUAGAGAAAUGGUCUAUUACCACUAGGAUCGUGGUGAACCCACUAGAGUCAGGGAGAUCCGUCAGAAAGUCCACCGCGAUAUGUGACCGGGGACAAUGUGGAAUGGGCAGUGGUUCAAGGAGACCCUCGGGGAGCUGACGACUGGUGUGUGACUGGGCACAAACAGUACAAGACCUGACAUAAUCCACCAUGUCAUCACAUAAUGAGGGCCAUCAGAAACGGUGUUGUGUUAGCUAUGUGCUGCGACAGAUUCCUGGGUGGCCAGUACUGGGCGAUUUGUGCACCCACUGUAAUACUCUUGGGCAACUUGGCUGGUGGGCAGGCUGCAGGCAGGGCUUCCUCUGUAUGAGCCCUCCUGAUCUCCUCCAUCAAAUCCCACUGUAUAGGAGCUAGAAUAACAGAGGAUGGCAGAAUGGGGUCUGGCUGGGGCAAAGGACUUUUUGGCCUCCAUUUGGCGGGAUAGCGCAUCGGCCUUGCCGUUCUUGGAA